Molecule: messenger RNA, 729 nt
Organism: Meriones unguiculatus (Mongolian gerbil)
Lineage: Eukaryota; Metazoa; Chordata; Mammalia; Rodentia; Muridae
Gene: Ndufb8
Product: NADH:ubiquinone oxidoreductase subunit B8
Exons: 5
Coding region: 74-634 (186 amino acids)
Biological process (GO): mitochondrial electron transport, NADH to ubiquinone
Cellular component (GO): mitochondrion
Source: RefSeq, a predicted model, not a curated record
UCGCGUUUGGCCCUGCUCAGCCACCGUGACCCGCCUUUGCGCAUGUGCAGGGUGAACGGCGGAGAAGGUGAAGAUGGCGGCUGCCGGGGCUGCGGCCCUGGGAGUCCGGUGGCUGCAAAGGGCCACCCGCGGCGUGGUGCCACUGGGGGCACGGACAGCCUCCCACAUGACUAAGGACAUGCUGCCGGGGCCAUAUCCUAGGACCCCAGAAGAACGGGCCGCGGCCGCCAAGAAGUAUAAUAUGCUUGUGGAAGACUACGAGCCUUACCCGGAUGAUGGCAUGGGGCAUGGUGACUAUCCGAAGCUCCCUAACCGCUCACAGCACGAGAGGGAUCCGUGGUAUCAAUGGGACCACCCAGACCUGCGGUUGAACUGGGGUGAACCGAUACACUGGGACCUAGACAUGUAUAUCAGGAAUCGUGUGGACACAUCCCCUACACCCGUUUCCUGGGAUGUCAUGUGCAGACACCUCUUUGGUUUCGUGGCUUUCAUGGUUUUCAUGUUCUGGGUGGGGGAUAUGAUCCCCUCCUACCCGCCUGUGGGUCCGAAGCAGUACCCCUAUAAUAAUCUGUACCUGGAACGAGGCGGUGAUCCCACCAAAGAACCCGUUCCUGUGACUCACUAUGAGAUCUGAGGAGGCGUCAUGGGUCUGUGUACCCUCUAACUAGGUCCCCCUCACUCCUAGAGGCUUAACCUUAAUGAAAUCCCUAAUAAAACUCAGUGCUGUGG